UUAAGAUGUCAAAAUAAAUAUUUCAAGACAACAAAAAUAUAUAAUUGUUUAAAUAAAUUAUAAAAUGGCAGAAAAUAAAAAAUUAGAAAUCGAAAAAAAUACAAAUUUGGGUAAAUAUUUCGAUGAUAAUACUUUAACAGUAUUUGAUGAAAUAGUAUCAUCAAAUUCAUCAACAGAUUUUUUUAAUUCAUCACAAUCACAAGUAUCAGGUAUAUGUGAAUUAAAUGAAUUAUCACCAAUGUCAGAAAUAAAUACAACUGAAUUUUUAAAUACAAAUACAAUAUUUACAAGUGAAAGAUCAACAGAUAUAUCAUCUGAUUAUCAUCGUGAUGCUUGGAUACCAUCUGAAAAUACAAGAUUAAUAUUACGUACAAUAGCAACAUCAACACCAGGUACAUGUUUACCAGAUCGUAUUAAUUUAACAAUGCCUGGUUUAACAUUACAAGGUGAUAUGGUUGAUACAACAAAAGAAGCAUCAAUACAUUAUCUUGGUGAUGAUGAAAAUAUACAUCGUAAUGUAUUAACAUCAUCUGAUGUAACACAAGAUGAACGUGGUUUAAGAAAUUUAAUACAAGCUGGAUGUUAUCGUGCUGCUGUUAAUUUAUCUGGUAGAUUAUUAGCUGUUUAUGGACAAGGUUAUGGAAAAAUUAAUUAUCCAAGUAAACAUACACCACAUUCAUUACAAUUAUGGUUUACAAGAUUAUCAUUAUUAGCUAAAUUACGUCAAAUUGAUAUAUUAAAAGCUGAAUCACAAUCAUUUGAUAAUUUAGAUAAACCAGAUAUUUAUUUUAUAUUUUAUCCAGAAUUAUAUGGUACACGUCAUGGUUCAAUGGCAUCAUUUUCAUUUCGUUUAUUACUUGCUGAAAUACCAUCAUAUUAUGGUAAAUAUAAAGAUGCAAUUGAUAAUUUAUAUCAUAUAUUAUCAAUAACAAAUAAAAUGAUUGAUAAUUUAAAUUUAAAUUUAACUGAAGAUGGUAAUAGUACAGCUAAAUUUACAACAAAUGAAAAACAAGAUGCAAUUAAAUUAUGGUCUGGACGACGUUCACGUAUUUUAAUAUCAAUUAUUAAUUGUUCAUUAUUAACAAAAAAUUUUAUUCUUGCAAUUGAAGUACUUGAUGAUUUGUUAAAUUUAUCUGAAUGGAAUAAUGAACAAAUUGAUAUUAUUAAAUCAGCAAUUGGACGUGUACAUUUAUUUUUAGGUGAUGUAUUAUCAGCUGAAAAAAAAUUUACAUUUAAAAAUGAUAAACAUGAUACACUUAAUGUACGUGAAUUAAUUGAUAGAGGUUUAAUGGCUGUUGCACAAAAUGCAUUUCAAGAAGCAUUUAAUUGUUUUAAAGCUGCAUCAAUAAUUGAACCAACAAAUAUUAUGUUAAUUAAUAAUAUGGCUGUUUGUUUAUUAUAUAAUGGACAAUUAAAAACAGCUGUACAAUUAUUAGAAACAAAUGUUACACGUAAUCCAAUUAAAUUUUUACAAGAACCUGUAUUAUUAAAUAUGUGUACACUUUAUGAGCUACAUACAACACAUUGUAAACAAUCAAAAUUACAUCUGUUAAGACAAAUGAAUAGAUACAAAGGUGAUGCAACUGAUAUAUCAUGUUUAAAAUUAACCUAAUAUAUUUUAUUUUUUCAUGUAUAAAUGUAUAUGUCAAAAAGAAAAACAAACAAAUUAAUAAAAUGAAAUUUAUUUUUAAUUGUUAAACAUAAAUUAACAACACUGUUUUUAUUUUAUUUAAAAUAUUCGCGCGCAAAAUAAAAAC
Molecule: messenger RNA, 1757 nt
Organism: Aphidius gifuensis
Lineage: Eukaryota; Metazoa; Arthropoda; Insecta; Hymenoptera; Braconidae
Product: trafficking protein particle complex subunit 12
Exons: 1
Coding region: 65-1612 (515 amino acids)
Cellular component (GO): TRAPP complex; Golgi apparatus
Molecular function (GO): protein binding
Source: RefSeq, a predicted model, not a curated record